AACUGUCUGUGUUUUCGUAUACACACGGAUACGUUCACGGUAUUAGAUUUUAUUUUGGGAUAUUCUAUAUAAUAUACCUGAUAAUAUCGUAAUACUGUUCUAUCAGGCGUCAUCUUAUUACUAAGUAAUUGCACAAGGUAAGCAAGAUGGUGGCCAUUUCCCUUCGUCACGUGCUUCUUUUCGCUGCUAUCAGCUACGCCAAGGUUUUCGCUGAGGAGGAGGAAACUGAUGAGUAUCCCAUUGAAGUAGAGGAACCAUAUGAUGAGUUGUUGGAGGAGGCUAAUGUCCAGGUUCAUGGUGCACCUAACGCCAUGUCCCUGAAUCUCCUCAUGCCCGUCAACACCCACCGCAUUCUUAAGACUUCUGAGUUCGACUCUGCACACACGCCCGUUCACUACAAGCCUCUUUUCCCCUUCAAGCUCGUUUCAGUAUCAUGGUCCGAGAGCCCCAUCUUUGAAAUCCCUGUUCCAGAGGAAGAGCAAGGCAAAGAGGAGAAGACUGAGGAGACUGAGACCAAGUCAGAAGAGGAUGGAGAGGAAGCCGAGGGCGCUGAUGAAGCCGCCCCCGCUAUACUCCACGCUGACCUCCAGAACAAGUUCAUUGAUGAAGUAGUUGUUUUCCGCAAUUGCUUUGACACCGCUGUUUCCGUCAAUGUCGAUGGUAAGCAGAUCUACUUCACUGCCACUGGCAAUGAAGCCGAGGACUUCGAGGAGGUUGAGGCCGAUGAAUACGAGAAGUUCAUGAACAAGAUUGCCAAGACCUUCACUAUUGACAUCAGUGAAACCGAUCUUAAGAGCGAAUGCCUUGUUGCUGAGGACGACAAGGUAUACGACCUGUCAUGGUACAGCAUCCACGCUGCCCCCUGCUACCUCGCCGACAAGGUCUUGUUCAAGGGCAACCCUCUCUGGGAGGCCACUGACAAGAAGGAGCACUUCGCUGGUUGCAGUGUUAUCAACGACGGUGACGACAGACUCAUUGCUCUUUCCAUCCGCAACGGACCUGAAAACCGCCAGAUUUACUUCUACGGUGUUGAUGGCGCCCUUAGGGAAAUUGACAACGAUGAAAUGGUAACCCACUACGAAGCCUUCAAGGAGAAGGAACAGGCUGAGAGAGAAAGAUAUGAGGCUGAAGAGAAGGCACGCUUGGAAGCCGAAAAGGACGCCGAGAAGGAAGAGGAAGAGAACAAGGAGGGUGCUGAGGAAGAUGAGGAGGAAGAAGAGGAAGUGGCUGAAGAGGAGGAAAUCACAGCCGACAUUGAGGAAUAAGGUAUUCAACACCCCUGAUUGUUAUAUCGUCAUCACGAUGAAAGCAUAGUAUUUGUCAAUUAGAUUUGUAAAUCUACCGUUAAGAUUUUGCUUUCUUUUUUGUCAUGAGGUAACGUUACUUGUAUGUGGCCUUUGGCAACACUCAACACACGUACUGUUUUGAUUUGGUAGUGACUUUGUCGACGCCAUCAAUGAUUUUGUGUUGGCUCCCAAACUGUAAAACUAAUGUAAUUUUGACCUUGU
Babesia bovis T2Bo is the source of this 1508-nucleotide messenger RNA. RefSeq names its product spherical body protein 4 (SBP4). The transcript has a single exon. The record is from RefSeq and is a predicted model, not a curated record. Lineage: Eukaryota; Apicomplexa; Aconoidasida; Piroplasmida; Babesiidae. Bases 147 to 1265 code for a protein of 372 amino acids.